This is a messenger RNA of Suillus bovinus, 749 nucleotides long. Its product is annotated as kinase-like domain-containing protein. The annotation marks the transcript as partial. Gene Ontology annotation, biological process: protein phosphorylation. The transcript has 6 exons. Gene Ontology annotation, molecular function: protein kinase activity; ATP binding. The record is from RefSeq and is a predicted model, not a curated record. NCBI's taxonomy places the organism in Eukaryota, Fungi, Basidiomycota, Agaricomycetes, Boletales, Suillaceae.
GGUCAGAUCUUCGGUGGAAUAAAUGACUACGUCGCCAGUGGUGCAUUCGCAAACGUUUACAGAUGUGAAUGGAGACAACCUUCGGGCCCUAUCAAGAAGGUCUGGCUAAUGGGAAGCGCUGGCGUCACUUGCUGAUCAGCCUGUCCAUAAUCGCACUACAGGUCGCAGUAAAAUCCUUCAGGCAUCACAUUGAUCGUUCCUCGGAGCAGGACUUAAGAAGAUUUCGACGAGAAACUGCAAUAUGGGCACACCUCGUCCACGACAAUAUCGUCAAACUUUACGGAACGACAGAGGAGUUCGGGCCAACCACAGCCCUUGUCUCCCAGUGGUUUCCGGACGGCACGCUAUCCCAUCUGAUCACAGAAAAGGGUGCUACAUUAACCAUCAAGUCCAAGUUCGAGCUGCUUCACGGCAUAGCAUCUGGGCUCUACUAUCUUCACUCUUUUCCCGUUGUUCACGGUGACAUUACGAGUAUCUCAAGGAAGGAGAAUACAAAGCUUGCCUCACGGACUUCGGCUUGUCGAGUGUCCUCUGCGAACGUUUAAAAAAGUGCCAAAUUGAAGGAUCAACUGUUCGGCCUGGUGCAAUCAGGUGGACUGCGCCUGAAUUGCUUAUGUCACAUGAUCGCCCUUCCGACAUCAAACCGACCACGCAGAACGAUAUCUAUUCCUUUGGUUGUGUCAUGUACCAUCUGUUGACUCUGACUGUUCCUUGGCAUGACAUCGACCAAUUUAAAGUCCUUCAAAAAA